AAAAUGAAUGCGGUGUUGGAAGACCAUUACUAUUGGAAGGCCGGUUAGCAUCAAUUUCCUAACAGAUACUUGACCACCAUUUGUUCUGGCAUGGCGCAGAGUACUCCACAGCUUGAUAUGCAGGUUCUCCAUGACCUCCGACAACGUUUCCCGGAGAUUCCAGAGGGUGUUGUGUCUCAGUGCAUGUUACAGAACAACAACAAUCUUGAAGCCUGUUGCCGAGCCCUUUCCCAGGAGAGUAGCAAAUACUUAUAUAUGGAAUACCAUAGUCCAGAUGACAACAGGAUGAAUAGAAAUCGCCUUUUGCAUAUUAAUCUGGGUAUCCAUUCUCCUAGUAGCUACCACCCAGGAGAUGGAGCACAACUUAAUGGGGGUCGAACACUGGUACAUAGCUCAAGUGAUGGACAUAUUGAUCCACAGCAUGCAGCAAGUAAACAGCUGAUAUGUUUAGUUCAGGAACCACACUCCGCUCCAGCUGUUGUGGCUGCUACUCCAAACUACAAUCCAUUUUUUAUGAAUGAACAGAACAGAAGUGCAGCCACUCCUCCUUCACAGCCACCUCAGCAACCAUCUUCCAUGCCAACAGGAAUGAAUCCGUCUGCUAUGCAAGGGCCUUCGCCACCGCCACCUCCUUCAUACAUGCACAUACCUCGGUAUAGUACAAAUCCGAUUACUGUUACAGUAUCCCAGAACCUCCCUUCUGGACAGACUGUACCAAGAGCUUUACAAAUUCUUCCACAAAUUCCAAGCAAUCUCUAUGGGUCUCCUGGUUCUAUUUAUAUUAGACAGACAUCUCAGAGUUCAUCGGGAAGACAAACUCCUCAGACUACACCAUGGCAGUCCUCACCACAGGGCCCAGUGCCUCAUUAUAGCCAACGUCCUUUACCUGUUUAUCCACAUCAACAGAACUAUCAGCCUUCUCAGUAUUCUCCCAAACAGCAGCAGAUUCCUCAACCUGCUUACCAUUCACCACCUCCUUCUCAAUGUCCUUCACCCUUCAGCUCUCCACAGCAUCAAGUGCAACCUUCCCAGCUGGGCCACCCAAGUUCCCACGUCUUUAUGCCACCUAGUCCUUCAACUACUCCACCCCAUCCAUAUCAACAAGGACCUCCUAGCUAUCAGAAACAGGGAAGCCAUUCAGUAUCUUAUCUCCCAUACACAACAUCUAGCUUACCCAAAGGAUCCAUGAAGAAGAUAGAAAUUACAGUUGAACCCUCUCAAAGACCUGGGACAGCAAUGAACAGGAGCCCUUCACCUAUCAGUAAUCAGCCGUCUCCACGGAAUCAGCACUCACUGUACACAGCCACCACACCACCUUCAAGUUCUCCUUCGAGAGGGAUAUCCAGUCAACCAAAACCUCCAUUUAGUGUUAAUCCUGUGUACAUUACAUACACACAGCCAACCGGACCUUCAUGUGCUCUAUCACCAUCUCCUCGAGUGAUACCAAACCCAACAACAGUUUUUAAAAUUACUGUAGGUCGAGCAAUGACUGAAAAUCUUUUAAAUUUAGUGGACCAAGAAGAACGUUCUGCUGCGCCAGAACCUAUUCAGCCCAUUUCAGUGGUACCAGGCUCUGGGGGAGAAAAGGGAAGCCAUAAAUACCAGAGGAGUUCUAGUUCUGGAUCAGAUGACUAUGCCUAUACGCAAGCUUUGCUGUUACAUCAGCGAGCAAGGAUGGAGAGGUUAGCCAAGCAGUUGAAACUUGAGAAAGAGGAGCUAGAGCGGUUGAAGGCUGAAGUUAACAGUAUGGAGCAUGACCUGAUGCAGAGACGGCUCAGAAGGGUCAGCUGCACCACUGCGGUCCCCACGCCUGAGGAAAUGACAAGAUUGAGAAGCAUGAACAGACAACUCCAGAUAAAUGUUGACUGUACACUGAAAGAAGUUGACCUCCUUCAAUCUAGAGGAAACUUUGAUCCAAAAGCCAUGAAUAAUUUUUAUGACAACAUAGAACCUGGCCCAGUUGUACCACCAAAGCCAUCUAAAAAAGAUUCGUCAGACCCUUGCACAAUUGAGAGGAAAGCCCGAAGAAUUAGCGUGACCUCCAAAGUACAGGCAGACGUCCAUGACACCCAGGCAGCAGCUGCUGAGGAGCAUCUAACUGGCUCCAAACAGAGUCCCCGGACACAACCCCGCGAUGAAGACUAUGAGGGGGCCCCAUGGAAUUGUGAUAGCUGCACCUUCCUGAACCACCCCGCACUGAACCGCUGUGAGCAGUGCGAGAUGCCACGGUACACUUGAACUCCCAAGAGUCCACGUCGACUUGAGAGAGAAACUGGGAGCACCCACUAGAAGAAAAGGAACCUUGGGAGUCUGUGCAUCUGCCCGGCCUUUUCAUUUCUGAUUCCACCGGGGGAGGAGCAGCGCCCCUGUAGGGCUCGUGCUCACUCAAGAAAAAUGGGGCGUUCUCUUUAUUUUGUGUUUUUGUUUUUUUCCUUUCUUGACUCAUUGCAGAGUGAGAUAGAAAGGGAUACUUGAACCUGGGAAAGGAUUCACUCCUGAAAGAAUGUCCACAGAGAAGUCAAGAACUCUUCUGUGGACUCCCAGUUGUUAAAGUUACUGCUGAGCGGCCCUCACUUUAUAAACUAGAACUUUCAAUCAUGCUGUGACAUGUUACAUACAGUUCAUGCAGACGGACUGUGACUUCCCGGGGCAGACUGCCCUGGUCACGGCUCUGUAGAAAACCAAGGUUCCCCAGGCUUCUUCCCAUUGUUGCCUGCUGAGAAGGACAGGAAAAAGCACCCAGAAUAUGACUUUUUUUGCGGGGGAGGGGGGAGCUAAAAUAAUAAGGGUAUUUGUAAUUGCUGCUUUUUUCAGAGGUAAUUUCAAACACAAACAGUGGCUUAAAAUGUGAUUUGUAGCAGUCAGGAAUGAGGCAUAUCUUGCCCUGCCUUCAAAAGUACAAUCAGAGGUGAUAAGAUCUCUUUUACUUGUACAAUAAUUCAUCGAGCUAAAUCAACACUGGUAACUAAGACCUAAUGAUGCCACAUAGUAGAUAUAAUUUUUAAGUUACUGCAUGCUUUUAUUAGGCCAUUGGCUUUAAAAAUAACAAGUCCUUACCAAGUACGAUUUUAUGAAUGACCUUCUCGUAAAACUUUGCUUUGCCAAUAGCACAGUGAAUGUACGCCAAAUGUAAAUCCAUUCCAAAAUGCAUUUGGAAAUCUUGAGCUCAGCUGUGGUUCUGUAAGAAGUGUUUGCAGUCCAUAGGGCCUUUUUUUUUUCCCUCCUUCCAGUUUUGUGACGAAUUCACGAUGUUUACAGCACAGUGUUUUGUGCCAGAAUCCUUAGCUGAAAAAAAAAAAAUAGCUGUUCAAUACAGAUUGAUUUGCACAUGUUAA
Odobenus rosmarus divergens (Pacific walrus) is the source of this 3335-nucleotide messenger RNA. RefSeq names its product TGF-beta activated kinase 1/MAP3K7 binding protein 3 (gene TAB3). Gene Ontology annotation, cellular component: extracellular exosome. NCBI's taxonomy places the organism in Eukaryota, Metazoa, Chordata, Mammalia, Carnivora, Odobenidae. The transcript is spliced from 7 exons. Bases 91 to 2238 code for a protein of 715 amino acids. The record is from RefSeq and is a predicted model, not a curated record. Gene Ontology annotation, molecular function: ubiquitin binding.